CAUGGAGACGCCUCUGGAUGUGCUGUCGAGAGCCGCGUCCUUUGUUCAUGCCAACGAAGAAGAGACAGACCUUCCUGGCUCCAGUUGGAGUGGAACACGACAGGGCUCAAUUCGAUGAGCAGCUCCGUUGUCUUUGAGGAGCAACUCUGUCCACAUUAGGGAUAAAGGAUUAGAGCCAUUUCAGUGAGAAGACCGAAGGACGGAACACGAGCACACACCUUCACAGCAGAACGUGGUUCUACAGAGAGCCAAUCCGUGCACUACAAUGGAUGACUGUUAUGAAGCCAGCUGAGGUGGUGGAUGCUAAAGAUGGAAUAGCUCAAUAACCAUGUUCUGGAGCUGCUGCAUCUGUCACCAGGCUCAAUAGUCACGCGUCGCACUUUGACCUCUCCUGUGCUGGUCUUUGGUCAUAGUCAUCCGGCCACUGAUGGUCCAAAUAUCAAAUGGCGUCUAUGGGUGGAGAAAAUUGAUCAUUGAUUCAGACCCUCAGACAUUGUAAUCCAGUCAGGAAACGGGUCCGAUGAUGUCACACGUCAGAGCGAGUCCACCAGGAGAGAGUGCUGCUCCGUUCUGACUUGACUUGAGCGUCAGGGUUCUUCAGGGGUUGCAGCAAAGACAUUGACUGAAUCUUAAAACAGUUUGUGUUGUGCCAGUGACACACAGGAAGGAAGCGUAUGCAGAGCGAUGUUCGCUGGGCAUUUGGCUAUUCAGCGCCAGUACACGGAAAAUGUCUGUCAGGGAACUUAUUGACAGCUUGAGCCUGUCAAGGCUUGUCCAUGUUUCGGGUUGGCUUGUGAGAAGAGGAACCCACACCUGUGAAAUCAGGGAUCUUCCGUCAUGACACUUUGCUAAUCUUGGCUGCAGGCACUCAUUAUACUGAGGCUUUCUCUGUGCUGGAGAAGGGUGUGUGUGCUGCAUCAUCGAUCUUCUGCAGGGAGUGGCUGUGCCCCGCAGCUGUCGGAGUAGCACCGGCAGCACUACUCACACAGCAGCUGAGGUGGAGCAGCCUUCAUCAAGUAGCCAUGGGCCAUGUGGAGCCACAAAGUUAUCACCCGAAAUGUUGUCAUGUCUGCGAUAAGGACCAGGAUGAACCCACGUUCCUUCUCCUCCAUGUGUCGGACGCUACAGUCUCUCUGUUGGAUGAUGGAACUCAGGAGUGGAGUUUGUCUCCAGCAUCAAUAGAAGAGUGAAGUCUGCAGUGCAGAGAUGAGGAGCUCAAUGUUUCAGGUCUCUGGUAGAAGCCGCUGGUGUCUGACAGGCUGCUCUGCCAGCUUUAUUUAGGGCUUCAAUGGAGCCGUCUGUCUGUCUGCUGUGUCUCAUGUCUCUGAACAGUUGAACUAUGGAGCAGUCUGGACACAGUUCCUAGAUGCUGCUGGAGAAACCAUCAGGUGAAGAAAUGACCAUGGAGUCAGAGUCUAUUCUCCAGGUCAUGAUCCAAACUGUCAGUCCUUUGUCUUGUGUGGUGAAAAACCUUGUCACAGUUCUCUCUCUCUCCUAAAAUGCUUGUUUUCCAUGGCCUUAUUGAAGAUGUCACUCAGACUUUGAGGCUUUAGAAUUUGUUGAUGGUCCCUAACUGAUGGCGGCUCCUAGCAUUAGCGCUGCCUGUGAGAGUGUGUCCUCCAUCAGUGAAGCCUCAUGGGGACGCGGAAGAGGACGCCGCCGCCACCAAUACGUCCAAUAUCCAAGUGUUUUGACCAGGGUGUUUGGCUGAGGCGCCAGCCUGGUGAACUCUGAAAGAGUAAUAGCAUUUCCCAUCAUGUGUAAAUACGAAUAGCAUUGUCUUGAAAUAACUCCUUCAUUUGUAUUUCUCACCUGAGCGGUCCGUCAGGAUGACGUCACACUGUCAAGAGAGCGGCAGGGAGGAGGGGUGAGGAGCUCAGCCGUCCAGCGGAGGCUGCUGCAGCAGCAGUCGUCUCAGGGACACCUCCCUGCUGGGGUCGGUCUAAUGUGGAGGAGGCGUCAGAGCAGAAGCAGGACCACUGGAGAGAAGAUUGAUAGGUUCAGCCCUGCUGGGAACAUCUCUUUAGAACAGUGACUGUGGCUAAAUGACGAGCCUGAAUCAAGUCAGCUUUAUUUACUGAAACGCUGUGUGCAUUUCCAGAGUUCUGAUGCACUUUGAGCCGCACAUUUAUGGCAAUAUAGCAGUGAGUAUAGCAGUGGCUCGAGGCAACCUUUGGGUCCGGCUAUCGCAGAUUAGAACCCUUGCUCUUCAAGAGCUGCAUUUUUGAUUAUUAUUGUUGACAUUUCAUGCUGAAUUGAGUUAUUGGUGAGUAAACUAAAAGCCAUCCGUCCUUCCUCAUUAUUCAGCUGAAAUAAGGCACAUGUUGGGUUUGGAACCCUGACUGGUUCUGUGAGGGGCGUGCCUCAUCUGAUCUGUAAGAAUCUUAUGAGGGUUUUUUUUUUUCUCUCUUUGCUCCAUUUUUUCUUGUUUCUUUUAACCAGAAAGCUGAUGCAACUCAGCCGACAGGAACAUGCGACUCAUGUCACAGUUCAGCCAUUUGCAUUUAGACGAGAGGCGUUAUUCUGGUCACAAGGUCGAGGGGUCAAGUGUCAACAGGUCACGGACUCCAGUCACAAGGCUAACGACAAUUAACCCUGGCUGCUCCCGGAACUGGAUUUUCGUUGGCACAUGGAUCAGGAAACGUCCGGUCUGUUGUGUGUCGUGUGUGUGUGUAGUUUUGAGAAAAUAGAAUUCCCUCUGUAAAUGCCAUGCAUGGUCCAGUUACAACUCUGUACAAGUUUCUACAUUCCUUUCUUUCUGAUAGCAUUCACCAUAGCUACUGUGAAGCAAAUGGCUGGGGAUUGUUUGGCUGCUGGUGAUGUGGAAGUGAACUUUGUGUCGCUGGGAAAGUGGCUUCAUGGAGGAGGAGACGCCUUCUUUUCAAAGAUAGCUGGUGGUUGGGUGUGAGUUUUUGCACCAUUUCCAAUCAUCUAAGAGAGGAAGAAAACACGUCUUGUUUUCACUGGUGUCGGUGAAGCUGAGCCAGGUGGAGGAGGCAGCGGCCUGACUCCCUCUGCCCUGCAGGCCUCCUCUCUCCGUGUUGUCUGGGGUCUGCCCCAGGACCUCCUCUCAGCUCACCAGGGAGGCGUCCUGUGGCAUGGGUUCAACUCCGUCUGCUCUUCCUGCCUCUGUAACAUGCAGAGCGGGACUGCUGAUUGUUUUACUGUAAACAGUGUAAUGACAUCUUAUUUAGCUCCUUACCUGGGAAGGAAAUGACGCUUACAAUCCAUCAGCAGGCAAAGUCUAGUCAACCUCUGGCCUCCUGCAGGCUUCCAUUCAGUCACGACACUUGGAAACGUGGGGAUGAAUCAGCGGCCGUGUUUUGUCUCCCGACACACCUUUGCUGUAGAGAUGCACAGACCUGUUCUGUGAGGCACCACCCACAGCUCUGUCCCUCCCCAGGUGGAAAUCGAGCUGCAGUAAGCAACGCUGCGAUGAGGCUGGAAACAUGCUGCAGGUACAUGUGGCCGAGUGCAGAAGAGCAUUGUUGGGACCUGUCAUGUCUCCCUUCCUCACUCAUGUGUGUUGGCGUCUUCCUCGCCGGCUCAUUUCCGAGCGUGUGGUGCAUGUUUCCCUCGCACACUUUUGAAAUCUCCUCUCAUCGCCAUCAUCACAAAAGACUCUUUUCCUGCCACGUUUCAUUGUCAUCACUUGGAAUGACUCCACUGUCGUGCGGUUUGGCUUCAACUGAAUCGGCAGUGUGACGCCACUGAACGACUGUCUGUCUGACAGUUGUGUUGCAGUAGCAAUGUGCACGUGUCUCAUCAGACAAGAUGCAACAACCGUGUUAUCAAACCAAGAGCCUGUCGGGCGAAGCAGUUCAUGAGGUGGACACAAGAUGGCAGCAGAGCGUCGUCAAGAACGUUUCCGCUUCCUUUCGCCGUCCAUCUGGCGUUUGUCGGACGUCACACACGUGCGCAACUUAUAUUGUUAUUAUUAUCAUUCCGAAUAUGUUCCUAGUGUUUGGGUGCGGUUGGGUUAGAUGUGCCUUCCGUGUCCCGUCAGUGGGGAACUGCGCUCCUGCGGUCCAUAAUGAUGAUGCAGAUCGUGUGAUCCGAGCUGUACUGUACUGUACUGUACUGUACUGUACUGUAGGGUCAGGGUCGGGGUCAUGGCGACUGGAGCGGCGCCGCUGCUCGGAAACGUGUCUGACGACCGAGGCGCUGCAGCAGGCGCAUGCGCAGUGCUCCGCAGCCGCAGGCUCGGGAGGCUCGUGCUCGUCGUGUGCGUGUCAGGGCAGUCGACUUGCAGCUGGCUGUGAGGAGAACUGACGCCACUUCGACUCUUACGAUUCUGCAUUUUUCUAACGAGCCACAGUGUCCAGAACCACUGGAACUGGGAGUUUUGUUUUGUUGUUGUGGAACUUGGGAGCGCGCGCGCGCGCGGAAGUUUGAGGCUGAGCCUUGACUUGGUGUUUUGUCUGUAGAUGAAAGGAGCGUCUCUCUCUCUCUCUCUGUGUGUGUGUGUGUGACACACUGCCUCAUGCUUCUGUCGGAAAUGGACCUGUUGAACUACCAGUACCUGGACAAGACCAACAACAACAACAUGGGCGUCCUCUGCUACCAAGGUGAAGCAGCUUUGAGGGGAGACCCCAGACUUCAUUCCCUGUCCCUGUCCUCAUCCUCCUCCUCGUCAUCUUCUUCCUCCUCUUCAGUCUCCAGCCACAGAACAGGUCCUCCUCCCAUCAGCCCCACCAAGAGGAAGCUGAGUGGAGACCAGUGCGACAGUGACUUGGACGACAGCGAACAUGUGGCCAAGAUGAGCCGACUGUUUGCUGCACAGCUGAAACCCGCUGGGGACUACCGCUCCUCCAGGGACGCCCGCCUGGUGCUGCCCGGCGCCCUGGGAGUGCACCAACCCUGGCACGCCCACCAUCAGCACCUGGCUAGCCUGGAGCAGCCGCUGGCCCUCACCAAGAGCAGCAGAAGCAGCUCGGCCGCUCCGUCGCUCCCUCACGCGCUCGGCGCAGCGGAGCGUCAGCAGAAUCGCCCCUCGGUCAUCACCUGCGCCCCGGCCAGUAACCGCAACUGCAGCCUGUCUCACUGCCCGCUCUCCCACCCCGCCAGCUACCGCAGGCUCCACGCUGGCGUCUCCUGCGACCCCGUCAUCGAGGAGCACUUCCGGCGCAGCCUGGGGAAGAACUACAGACAGGCCGAGGCCGGCGCCACCAACUCCGUCUCCAUCACGGGCUCGGUGGACGACCACUUCGCCAAGGCGCUGGGUGACGCCUGGCAGCAGAUCAAGAACAAGGGCAGCCCCUCCUCGUCCGGCAGCAGCCCAAACUCCUCCCCCGACAGUCACAUGAUCAGCCACUCCCCCUCCGUGGUGUCGUGAAGCCCCAGGUGGGAGGUCGUCUCCCGCGCGGCCUCUAGUUCUUUGUACAUAGAUUUGUGACGACGGCUUUGGUUCCAACCCCCGUCCCCAAGCGGAGGCCCCGCCCACAUCCUGUUUGGGUGGCAGCGCAGGAGGCGUGGCUUGUUGAUGCUGGGUUGGGACCCCAGGACAGGAGUCCACAGGUGUCCAUGCGCCCCCUGCAGUCACAAACACCACUGGCCUAACGCGCCGACGCCCCCUUCAGUCCGUGCCUUCAUCCUCUGCCCCAUCGAGACAACGGUACCAAGUACCAAGUGGACUCUCACCUCCAUCCAUCCAUCCUAAACACUCGGACUGUACAACUUGCCAUUUCACUGAGAUCGUGUUUGUAGUAAUAGCUGGUCUCUAUUCUCCAAGCAUUUCAGUCGGACGUCAGUUUGUUGGUAACAAACGUAGAAAGUCACUGCUGGCUCAGUCCUACUCGUCGCAGACGCGGCGUGGCUCCUUUCUAACGCCCGAGUCGUGAGGGAGGCGUGGCUGGCAUCUGUCUUUCCAAGCGCUGGUCCCUCCGCGCUGCCGCACCUGGAACAGGCUCACAUUCCGACGGGUGGCUUUCCCGGGCCCAGUCUCAGUUUGGGUCGACAUUUCCUCAAGGUUAGCUUGCGUUGACAUGCAGUCAUCAAUAUGCUAAGCUAAUGUUGCGCAUGAACUUGUGUCAAGGUCACCAGCGCCAGGUUGGCAGGAUCUUGCAGGGCUGCAGGAAGGGAAGCAGGGGUGGGGGUGGGUUGUGAGCCAGGGUUAGGGCUCGGUCAAACCUGAGCAACAGCGUCUCCAAGUGAGUCGCGCAUGUCGUGACAAGGUGAAUGCGCGGCAGGAGAGGCUCGGCACCAGUUAGCACUCCAGACGGGAGCCGCAACACCGCCAUGUUCACGCCCGACCCAGCCGGAUUGCCUUGGUCUUCAGCACGAGCCGGCCACACGCUGGAGCGAGCUUCACGCAUGCAAACGCAGACGAAGCAGGGUCAGUCACGUGGCCUCCCGGUGUGCGCCCGCUGGCCUCUGCUCCUCGUGUCCACACAUUCCAUCCUCCAGAACUUUGGGUGCUGCCUCUGACAGUGGGAGCAGUGCAGGUUCAGGAGCUGAGCUUCUGCAGUCUGGAGGGCAUCCCCUCUUCCAUGCUAGUAACCUGGAGACCGUCAUUACGCUGUGCGUAACGCGUGUACAGAGAGGAAAGCUCAGGUCUCUUCUGAGGACUCGUGGGCUCAUGACAUGGAGCUACUAGCAAGUUUUCCUCGGUAGUAAUCAUUUCCUCUUUUUUUGUGAAAAAGUUGACCUUUUUUUGUGUGGAGUCGCAGAGUGAAAGUUCAAGUGCAGGAACACAAUGGUGUGAAGCCACUGGUCGGCUGACCACUGCUCCUUCCUUCCGUCUUCCUGCUCAGUCACGGUGAGAGUGAAACUCUGACGGAGGCGAGUCCUGCUGCACGACUCCGCCCUCCUCCUCCUCCAAGAAGCAGCAGCCGAGGGUGACAGCCGCGAGGCUCCGUGUCUCCUACUGAAAAGGUUUUGGCAGGCCACCUUUUUUUGUACGCAGCGUAGCCCUGAUGAACAAUAAAGUUUCCAACCACGACUCACUGACUCGCCUCCUCUCCGCCGCACACAUCACACUUUGGUCGGAUUCAGCGUGAAAAGGGAGCCCGGCGCCUGCUGUGGCUCUGGAGCGACACUUUAUUAGGACAUGCAGCGGCAGACGCUGGUUUACACACAUCCCUGUGACAGAGACACGACACACUUCAGAAGAUACAAAGAUCACGUUUACGUCAUUGGCUGCGGCUCAUGAUCGGUGACGUCGGCAGAAGCGACUCCCUCUGGUUUGUGAUGGAUGCUCCUCAGAUGCUGUCGUCAUCGCUCAUGUCCCAAAUCUGGAAAAGACAGCGCAUGUACGUUGAGAGGAAGGUCUCACCAUAGAAGCUCGAUUCACACGGCGCUCCUCAGAAAACAGGCUCGGCUGCACACCCUGACCUUGAGCGGCCCUCCCUCACCAGAGAGACGACCUGUGCUUGGUUCAGCUCCUUCACAGAAGUGUGUCAGCACACAGGGUCUGGCCUCCGAUGGCAGCAGAUUCCUCACAUUCUCUGGGAGCGACACGCACUUCACAAACCUCCGACAGCGUGUGGAAUCUUACACACGGCUGUGACACAGCUGCGCCAAAGAAUGUUCAACUCCUGGGAAAGCAAGUGGAAGGAGGGAGACCGAGUGUGCGCCGGUGUCGGUACCACAUGUGUCCCACCUGCCGCAGGGCGAUGACGUCACAUCUGCCAUAAAGGAUAUCUUUUUUUUUUAAUGUUUCAGUGAGCCAGAGGAAAUUGAAAUAAAAGGAUUUCAAGGCGAUUUCUACCACAUGCGUAGCAUUUAUUAGGAAUCGUUUGCCAAGUUUCCGUCCAUUCUUCUCCGCAGUCUGCGGAACAACGGGUCGUGACUGGCUGACACGUACGGAGCUUUGUUUCUCCUCGAUAUCGCACAAGAAAUCACUACAGUCUCCACAGCAGGCACUUCAACACCUCCAGAUACAUUUGUCUUCAUUUGCCAGGGAACAUAUGCAGCUAUGAAGGAGUUUUCACUCCUGACACAUCGCUCCUACCACU
Synchiropus splendidus (mandarinfish) is the source of this 7955-nucleotide messenger RNA. RefSeq names its product vestigial-like family member 4b (gene vgll4b). Gene Ontology annotation, biological process: negative regulation of DNA-templated transcription. The transcript is spliced from 6 exons. Lineage: Eukaryota; Metazoa; Chordata; Actinopteri; Syngnathiformes; Callionymidae. Gene Ontology annotation, molecular function: transcription coactivator binding. The coding region runs from base 4484 to 5335 and encodes 283 amino acids. The record is from RefSeq and is a predicted model, not a curated record.